UGGGCAGAGCCGCUCGGGGCGCGGUGCAACUUUGUGCGGAGCCGGCAGCGCCGCCGCCGCCGAGGGGAAAGUUUUCUUGCGGACGCCCGCGCCCAGCGCCGCCGCCGGGCCGGGAUGCGCCUGGCAGCGGGGAGGCAGCGCCCGGGCCCGGGCUGGGGCUGGCGGCUGUUGCUGCCCUUGCUGCCGCUGCUGGCGCUGGGCGGCCCGGGCGCGCGGGCGCUGGUGUGCCUGCCGUGCGACGAGUCCAAGUGCGAGGAGCCGCGGAGCUGCGCCGGCAGCAUCGUGCUGGGCAUCUGCGGCUGCUGCUUCAUGUGCGCCCGGCAGCGCAACGAGACGUGCGGCGGCGUCUACGGGCUGCACGGCGCCUGCGACCGCGGGCUGCGCUGUGUCAUCCGCCCGCCGCUCAACGGCGACUCCAUCACCGAGUACGAAGUGGGCGUCUGCGAAGAUGAAAAUUGGGAUGAUGACCAGCUACUUGGAUUUGAACCUUGCAAUGAAAACCUUAUAACAGGUUGUAAUAUAAUCAAUGGGAAAUGUGAAUGUGACACCAUUCGGACCUGUAAUAAUCCAUUUGAGUUUCCAAGCCGGGAUACUUGCCUGUCAGCUUUAAAAAGGAUUGAAGAAGAGAAACCUGACUGCUCCAAGGCCCGCUGUGAGGUCCAGUUCUCUCCUCGCUGUCCAGAAGAUUCCAUCUUGAUUGAAGGUUAUGCUCCUCCUGGUGAAUGCUGUCCACUCCCAAGCCGUUGUGUGUGCAACCCUGCAGGUUGCUUGAGGAAAGUUUGCCAACCAGGCUACCUGAAUAUAUUGGUUUCUAAAGCAUCAGGGAAGCCAGGAGAGUGCUGUGACCUCUAUGAAUGUAAACCAGUUUUCAGCGUGGACUGCAGCACAGUGGAAUGCCCUCCUGUUCAGCAAGUCGUUUGCCCCCUGGAUAGCUAUGAAACCCAAGUCAGGCUGACUGCUGAUGGUUGCUGUACUCUGCCUACAAGAUGCGAGUGUCUCUCUGGUCUAUGUGGUUUCCCCAUGUGCGAGGCAGGCUCCAUUCCUCAAAUAGUCUCACGUGGAGAUGGAACACCUGGCAAGUGCUGUGAUGUCUUUGAAUGUGUCAAUGAAGUCAAGCCAACUUGCAUAUUUAAUGGCGUGGAAUACUACGAUGGAGACAUGUUUCGAAUGGAUGCUUGUCGUUUUUGUCGAUGUCAGGGUGGUGUAUCCAUUUGUUUCUCAGCCCAGUGUGGUGAGCUGCACUGUGACAGAUACUAUGUGCCAGAAGGAGAAUGCUGUCCAGUCUGUGAAGAUCCAGUUUAUCCAGUUAGUAACCCUGCUGGCUGCUAUGCCAAUGGACAGAUUCAAGCACAUGGAGAUCGCUGGAGAGAAGAUGAUUGUACAUUCUGCCAGUGCAUCAAUGGGGACCCUCACUGUGUGGCAACAGCUUGUGGUCAGAGCUGCUUGAAUCCUGUCAAAGUGCCUGGGGAAUGCUGCCCAGUAUGUGAAGAACCAACGUACAUCACAAUAGGCCCACCCACAUGUGAGAUGUUGGUGAACUGCACAUUGACUGAAAAAGAUUGCAUCUACAGUUUCAAACUGGAUCAAAAUGGUUGCCGCAUUUGUCAGUGCAAAACUAGAGAGGAGCUGUGUACUGGCCUCAUAUCAGGUUGUUCCUUGGAUUGUUCCUUCGGUUUCCAGACUGAUGCCCACAACUGUGAGAUCUGUCAGUGCCGCCCACGGCCUAAGAAAUGCAAACCAAUAGUAUGUGACAAGUACUGUCCAUUCGGAUACUUGAAGAACAAGCAUGGCUGUGAAAUCUGUCGCUGUAAGAAAUGCCCAGAACUACCUUGUGGUAAGAUCUGUCCAAUGGGCUUCCAGCAGAACAAUCACGGUUGUCUUAUCUGCAAGUGCAGAGAGGCACCAGCUUCUCUUAUGCCACCAGUAAAAACAGGCUCUUGCCUGUCAAUGGAUGGGCGCCGUCAUGAAAAUGAGGAGAGCUGGCAUGAUGGUUGCAGAGAAUGUUACUGUCACAAUGGACGGGAGAUGUGUGCCUUGAUAACCUGCCCUGUUCCUAACUGUGGCAACCCCACCAUACAUCCAGGACAAUGUUGUCCAUCGUGUCCAGAUGAGGUAAUUGUACAGAAACCAGAACUCACCAGUCCAUCCAUCUGCCAUGCUCCAGGAGGAGAAUAUUUUGUGGAAGGGGAAACAUGGAAUAUUGAUUCCUGUACCCAAUGUACUUGCCAUAGUGGACGUGUCCUAUGUGAGACUGAAGUCUGUCCACCUCUUCUUUGUCAAAAUCCCACCCGUACACAGGACUCCUGUUGUCCUCAGUGUCCAGAUGAACCUCUUCAGCCUUCUUCAUCAAACAAUGAGAGCAUGCCUAGUUACUGCAAAAAUGAUGAAGGAGAUAUUUUCCUGACUGCUGAAUCCUGGAAACCCAAUGUCUGCACUAGUUGUAUUUGCAUGGAUGGAGUGAUUAGCUGCUACUCUGAAUCUUGCCCACCAGUGUCGUGCGAAAGACCCGUUCUGAGAAAGGGACAGUGCUGUCCUUAUUGUAUCGAAGAUACAGUACCAAAGAAGGUGGUGUGCCACUUCAAUGGAAAAACAUAUGCAGAUGAAGAACGUUGGGACAUUGACAGCUGCACACAUUGCUACUGUUUGCAGGGUCAGACCCUUUGCUCCACUGUCAGUUGCCCACCUCUCCCAUGUGUAGAGCCUAUCAAUGUUGAAGGAAGCUGUUGUCCCAUGUGUCCAGAGAUGUAUGUACCUGAGCCCACCAACAUCCCUAUUGAGAAAACAAAUCACCGGGGAGAUAAUGAACUCGAAGCACCAAUUUGGCCUACACCCAGUGAAAAUGACAUUGUCCAUCUCCACAGAGACAUGAGUCAUCUUCAAAGUGAUUAUAGAGAAGGCAAAGGACCACAACCAAAUGAAGAUACAUCUCUCAGCUCUGUUGCUUGGGUGACAGUUCCUAUCAUGACUGCCCUGAUUCUUAUAAUAGCCCUUCUGCUUGUCAAUCAGAAAAAGCAGUGGAUACCUGUGUCUUGCUACAAAGCUCCAACAAAGCCUUCUUGCCUAAAUAAUCAGCUGGUAUACGUGGACUGCAAGAAAGGUACAAUGGUCCAGGUGGACAGUUCUCAAAGGAUGCUAAGAAUUGCUGACCCAGAUUCAAGAUACAGUGGAUUCUACAGCAUGCAAAAACAGAACAACCUACAGGCAGAUAAUUUCUAUCAAACAGUUUGAAGAAUUGCAUCCUUGCCAAGGAUUUGAGAGAGAGAGCGCACGCGAGAGAGAGAGAGAGACUGAGUCUGCUAUUAAAAUAAAACUAGAAUUGUGCACUUGCUUAGUGGAUUGUAUUGGAUUUGUGACUUCAUGUACAGCUCUAAGACCUUACUGGGAUGGGCUCUGACUCCUGCAAUGUGCCAGAACAAGCAUUCCCACUUUUCCUUGAAAUAACUGACCAAGUGUUUUCUUAGAACCAAAGUUUUAAAACUUGUGAAGAUGUAUUUGCUUGUAACAUAGCUCUAGAGAUUGUUUGGGAGGGGGAAUUUGGGGUGGGGGUGGGUGGUGAUGUGAGAGGAAGCUUUGAAGAAGAAAAGCUGGUCAAGCUUGGCUUGAAGAGAAAACACACAAAGGGCAUUGCCAAGCAUCAGGAUGGUGGCUUCCUGUUGCUCUAAAACUGCAUUUGUUGCAGCAAAGCCUAAACCCAUGUGAAAAAACAACCAACAAAAAGGUCUGAUUUUUUUUUCAGCUGUUGCUACAAUAAUAUACUCCUAGAACAGAACCUGUCACAUCACAGGUAUGGUGUAGCUGCAAAUAUUUUUCUAUAUGACAAGAAGCUGUGUAGUUAACAAUAUAGCAAGAAAGAGGUUAUAGCAGAAUAUAAAGGGUGGGUUUAUUAAGGAUGUAUAAAAUUAUACCUUGUGCUGCUUUUUGUUUUUGUUUUGUUUUCUUCAAAAGCUGAUUGGCCAGAUUUUGGCAGAGUUAGCAGAUGACUGAGGCAUAAGUAAUUCCUGAUAUGAGCACUGGAUCUUUUGACAACAGUAUUGAAGAAAGAAAGGAAAAGUCAAGAACACCAUGCAGUUCCAGGGGCUUUUGUUUGUUUGUUUGUCUUGUUUUUGUUUGUUAUUUUGUAUUAAUCUCUGGUUGUUCAUACCGUUUCAAUAGAGAAGAAGGAAAAACUAUUUUCGUUGGACAAAGCUCUUGCUUAAAGAGACUGGUGUAAGGUUUUUCCUGUUGUUGUUCUUAUUUACUGGUUAUGCAGAUUAGAAACUACUUCCAUGCUAGGAAGCUGCUUAAUUUUAUUGUAUAUUACUCAAGCACCUUUUUGAAGCUCAGAAAAAAGGAGAUCAUGCUUCUUUAAACUUUAGCAGUAUAGGAAUAUUUAUGUAAAUAUAAUUAUGCUAAAAAACAACAAAAAGUAUUUGUAUGCCUGUGUGUAUGUAUAUAUACAUGUGUGUAUGUAUGCAUAUGUAUUUAUACAUGUGUAUGUACAUAUACACACUACAUAUGUAUAUAUACCGUAUAUAUAGUAUUUAUAUAUAUAUAUACAGUAUAUAUAUAAUUUUUUAAUUUUUUUCUUGUUGAAUGUAUUUUUAUCUGAGAGAGAUUUUACCCAGAGCAGAAACAGAUAAACAGGCAUUCCAUAUCAGUGCUUAAUCACUUGUGAGUUUAGGAAAGACAAAAGGAGAGCAUCUCAUUCUACCUACAGUUUUAUUUGAUUUGAAAGUGUUUUGUGUGUGUGUGCGUGUGUGUGUGUAUGUACAUGUGGGUGUGUGUGUGCACUCUUGUGUUUGCGUGUGUACAGUACGUGCACGAUUAUAGCAGUAAGCGUUGCUCUUGCUACUUGCUACAUUUCAGGGUGUUUCUUAUUUCUUUUCCUGCUUGGCCUUAAAAAGGCUUUUAAUGAAUGAGUUGGCUAGAGACACUGAUGACAGUAUACAUGCAGCACUAAUCAGUUCCACAGAAUAACACCAUCAGCUCCUGGAUUUUAUUUUUCAAACAAUUGUUUGAAACAACUACUGGAAUAUUGUCCACAUUAAGCUGGAAGUUUGUUGUAGCUUGCCUCAUUUAUAACUCUGACUGUAUAAUACAAUGUUAACUUUCCAAACAGGUCUUGGCACUUUUAUACUAAUUACCCAUUUGUGCAUUGCCUUUUUUUCUUUUACAAAUGCUUGUCAUGAAAGACACAGAUACCCAGUAUGCUUAAUGUGAAAAGGAAAUGUAUUUUUUGUAAAGGAACUCUCAAGUAUUGUUGUAAAUACUUGGUCAGAAGUUGCUGAACUUUAAAAGUGAAAAAAACUAAUUUAUUAUUAUAAUGACCUAAUUUAUUAAUCUGAAGAUUAACAAUUUUUUGCUUUAGAAUAUCAAAAAGGUGUUCUAGCUGUUUGCAUCAAAGAAAAAAAAAUAAGUAUGUCAUUAAGGGUCAACAUUUUUUCUGUUUAUAAGGUUUCAGUUUCCAAAAACAAGUAAGAAAAAAAUGUAGUCUCCCCAACAUUUUGUACUUAAUCUGAUAAUGAAACAGAUAUGUUUCUGUCCAGUCAUUACACAGAUUCUGUCAAGACAAAUCAUCCAUUCCUUGCAUAAGAGUAAGCAGUCUUUAUCCAGAAAUUGUAAAUGCUUGCUUUUGUUUUACAAUCAAGGCCAUAUUCUGGAAAUAUUAGCAGGAUAUAGGACAUGGUGUAAAAUGUUUUUUAUUAUUAUUAUUAUUAUUAUUAUUUUAUUAUUAUUAUUAUUUUAAAGAUAUGAUUUAUCUUAUGUGCUGUAUCCAUUUCACUCUUUUACUUUGGUUCCUGUUGUGCUCUUGUAAGAGAAAUGCAGAUAUCAUUUUCUGAAAAAAUAAAAUAGAUGCAUAUGUGGCACUUGGAGUGCACUGCGGUUUGGCAGAUUGCUUGUUUACUUUUUUAACUGUAAGGCGGUUUCUUGUAAUUUGGCUCUUGGCAGCACAAUAAAAAUUUUAAACCUAA
Messenger RNA from Alligator mississippiensis (American alligator), 5951 nucleotides. RefSeq names its product cysteine rich transmembrane BMP regulator 1 (gene CRIM1). Gene Ontology annotation, cellular component: extracellular region. NCBI's taxonomy places the organism in Eukaryota, Metazoa, Chordata, Crocodylia, Alligatoridae. Bases 115 to 3228 code for a protein of 1037 amino acids. Gene Ontology annotation, molecular function: protein binding; serine-type endopeptidase inhibitor activity. The record is from RefSeq and is a predicted model, not a curated record. The transcript is spliced from 17 exons.